This is a messenger RNA of Penicillium olsonii, 699 nucleotides long. The record is from the annotation of a GenBank genome assembly. NCBI's taxonomy places the organism in Eukaryota, Fungi, Ascomycota, Eurotiomycetes, Eurotiales, Aspergillaceae.
AUGGUUUAUAAUAUCUUCAAACUCUCUCUCAUCGCUGGCGCCCUCGCCGUCCCAAUUGAGGCCCUUGAGAAACGCGCCUGCCCCGGCGUUCAUGUCUUCGGUGCACGCGAGACCACCGCAUCGGCCGGCUACGGCUCCUCCAGCACGGUUGUCAAUGGCUUGUUGAGUGCGUAUUCAGGUGCUACUGCCGAAGCCAUCAGCUACCCAGCAUGCGGCGGACAGGCAUCCUGCGGCAGCGUCAGCUACUCGAGCUCAGUUUCUCAGGGCAUCGCGGCCGUCGCUUCGGCUGUCAAUGCUUAUAACAAAGAGUGUCCCUCGACCAAGCUUGUUUUGGUCGGCUACUCUCAGGGAGCGGAGAUCAUAGAUGCAGCUUUGUGCGGUGGCGGUGUCCCCAACCAGGGCUACACCAAUACUGCGGUGCAGCUGUCGACUUCUGCAGUGAAUAUGGUCAAGGCGGCUAUCUUCAUGGGCGACCCAUUGUUCAAGGCGGGCUUGCCGUAUAAUGUUGGGACUUGUGCUGCUGGAGGCUUCGAUGCGCGCCCUGCUGGCUUCUCCUGCCCAUCGGCUAACAAGAUCCAGUCGUACUGUGAUGCCUCAGACCCAUACUGCUGCAAUGGUAGCAAUGCAGCAACUCACAAUGGGUAUGGCAGCGAGUAUGGAUCGCAGGCUCUCACUUUUGUCAAGGGUAAAUUGGCAUAG